Selaginella moellendorffii is the source of this 1240-nucleotide messenger RNA. RefSeq names its product caffeoylshikimate esterase. The transcript is spliced from 6 exons. Gene Ontology annotation, molecular function: lipase activity. Gene Ontology annotation, cellular component: membrane. Lineage: Eukaryota; Viridiplantae; Streptophyta; Lycopodiopsida; Selaginellales; Selaginellaceae. The record is from RefSeq and is a predicted model, not a curated record. The coding region runs from base 171 to 1220 and encodes 349 amino acids.
GAUCGAGCGCAUCGGUCGCGGUCGUCGGCUUUCUUUUUUGUUUAGAUUUUUUUUUGCUGCUCACCACGCGCAUGGUGUCCCCUGUUUCACCUUGCCCACCCAAAAUCGCGCUUUGAUCGAAGAACAGGGCGGAAAAUUGUCGAGGCGAUCUAUAGGUAGAUCGAUCGAUCAUGGCAGUAGCCAGCGGCAGCGUUGCAUUCCAAUCGGGAUACAUCAAGAGCGCGAGAGGGGUGAAGCUCUUCACUUGUAGCUGGCUUCCUGCCAACCAGGAAGUGAAAGCUCUCGUUUUCCUCUGCCAUGGCUAUGGAGUCGAGUGUAGCAUCUUCAUGCGAGGCACGGGGACGAGAUUGGCACAGGCAGGCUACGCGGUCUUUGGGAUCGACUAUGAAGGCCACGGCAAAUCGGAGGGAGCUGUGUGCCUUGUGGAGAGAUUCUCGGACGUGGUGGACGAUUGCAGCUCCUACUUUCGAUCCAUUCGAGGUAACUAUAACGCUCUUGGAUCGAUUUCUCAUGAUCGAACGCCUGUAGAGAUGCCCGAUUACAAGAACAAGGCGAGGUUUCUGUAUGGCGAAUCCAUGGGUGGAGCGGUGGCGCUCUUGAUCCACAGGAAGGAGCCAAUGGAUUGGAACGGAGCCGUUCUUGUCGCUCCGAUGUGCAAGAUCUCCGAGAAACUCAAGCCACACCCAGUGAUCGUGAGCAUCCUCACGCGACUGUCUCCACUGAUCAAGUCGUGGAAGAUUGUUCCCAGCAAAAACAUCAUUGACCACGCCUUCAAGGACCCCAUCAAGAGAGACGAGAUAAGAGCAAAUCCGUACGUAUACCAAGACAAGCCGCGGGUCCAGACGGCGCUACAGAUGAUGGUGGCGAGCACAGACCUGGAACAGAGAUUGGACGAGGUCACAUUUCCAUUCCUCGUCGUUCAUGGGAAAGAAGACACGGUCACGGACCCCGCGUGUAGCGUGGAGCUACACAAGCGCGCGCGGAGCACUGACAAGACGCUCAAUCUCUACCCGGAGAUGUGGCAUGGCCUCACCGUGGGUGAAUCCGACGAGAACAUCGAGCGCGUCUUCGCGGACAUCGUGGCGUGGUUGAAUCUUCGCAGCCCGGCCGGGGCGUUGACCGCCAAGACCUUACAGCAAUCCGACCUCAAGAUGGUCAUCGACGACCACAAGUUGACCGCGUCCAAUGGUGUUUGUAAUAAUAACCAUUCUUUCAAUUAACAGAAAACUCCACUUGACUA